CGUGAGCUCUGCUCACCUCCUUCCUCUCUGCUGAUUGGCUGAGCACGAGUCUAAAUGGCGGGACUCGAGCGUCUACCAAUCAGGAGCAGAUCCGCUCCUUCAUUAGCAUAAAUUAUUCAGCAUCUUCAGCUCAGUUUGGAUUCCGCACCUGGACUUAACAUUAUAGACCGCUUUCAAAAACUAUUUAUAAAAUGAACAAAUAUUAGAAAUUUGGAUAUUUCUUAACAGACAACAACUUUUCUUGCAUUUGUUUUUGCAUGUUGUCUUUCUUUCUUUUUUGUUUUAAUUAUUUGUAAUUGUUUUUCAACUAUGUGGACUUUUUUGGGUAUCGCGAGCUUCACAUAUGUUUACAAAAAAUGCCAAGUGUUGGUGUUUCUGGCUCAGAGAGAGCUGUUGAUAGCCGCAUUGGGUUUCCUGGCAGUAGGAGCGAUACUCACCUGUCACAGGUACAGGAGUGUAAAAACACCUCAGAUAUUACAGUUACUGCUGGAGAUCCUCUCGGUUCUGCCUUUUACUAAUAAAAUCAUCAACAAGUCAGAGGUUUCACAAAGGAACCACACAGCAGAGGAGAAGAGAAAGAGAGUAACCAAGAGGAAAGGAGUAAGAACCAAAGAAGUAACCUUGAGCACAGGAAGUACCUCAGAGUGUGCAUCCUCAGCUGAUCCGGAGCCAGAUGUCAUCAUUGUGGGUGCUGGUGUGCUGGGUUGUGCCAUGGCGACCGUGUUGGCGCGAGAUGGGCGAAAGGUUACCGUGGUGGAAAGAGAUCUGCGUGAGCCAGACAGAAUCGUAGGAGAACUUUUGCAGCCAGGUGGCUAUCGGACACUCAGAGAGCUGGGGCUGGAGGGUGCAGCAGAGGGCCUGGAUGCUCACGUAGUCAGUGGGUAUGUAAUCCAUGACUUAGAGAGCCAUUCAGAGGUGGAGAUCCCUUACCCACAAGAUGAUCGUGGCAUUCAGUGCGGCCGAGCCUUCCACCACGGACGCUUCAUCAUGGGCCUGCGACAUGCUUCUCUUAAAGAACCCAAUGUGGCGUUUAAAGAGGGCACAGUAACCAGUCUGCUGGAGGAGGAUGACUGUGUAACGGGGGUUCAGUAUCGUGAGAAGGACACUGGGAAAAUCAAGGAGAUCCAUGCUCCUCUGACGGUAGUCGCUGAUGGUUGUUUCUCCAAGUUCCGUAAGAGCCUUGUGUCAGGAAAAGCCAAGAUCUCAUCACAUUUUGUUGGCUGCUUAAUGAGGGAUUGUCCUCAGUUUAAAUCUAAUCACGCAGAGCUGGUGCUAGCAAACCCCAGUCCAAUCCUGGUCUACCAGAUCUCCUCCAAUGAGACCAGAAUUUUGGUGGACAUCAGGGGAGAGAUGCCCAGAGACCUGUCAGAGUACAUGGUGGAGAAGAUUCAUCCUCAGCUUCCAAGACAUUUACAAGAGCCCUUUAUGCUCGCUCUGCAGAAUGACCGUCUGAGGACGAUGCCUGCGAGCUUCCUGCCUCCGUCACCAGUCAACAAACCAGGAGUUUUGCUUCUGGGAGACGCCUACAACAUGAGACAUCCUCUGACCGGAGGGGGGAUGAGUGUUGUGCUCAGUGACGUCCGCAUCUGGAGAGAGCUGCUGAGGAACAUUCCAGAUCUGUAUGAUGAUGACGCCAUGCUUCAGGCAAAGAAGAAAUUCUACUGGAAGCGAAAGUCAUCACACUCGUUUGUGGUGAACGUUCUGGCUCAGGCUCUUUACGAGCUGUUCGCCGCAACAGACAGUUCUCUGCACCAGUUAAGAAGAGCCUGCUUCCACUAUUUCAAACUGGGUGGAGAAUGUGUCAAUGGGCCAAUAGGCCUGCUGUCUGUGUUAACACCAAAGCCCAUGACUCUGAUCGGACACUUUUUCGCCGUGGCCUUGUACGCCACCUACUUCAGUUUCAAAUCCGAGUCAUGGCUGAUGAUCCCAAGGGCCCUGAUGAACAGCGGAAUGAUUAUUUACCGCGCCUGCGCCAUUUUAUUCCCCCUCAUCUAUUCGGAGCUGAAGUACCUGGUGUACUGAGCCACGCUUAACAGGCACGUGGACAAUCUAAAGACUGCAGUCAGUUACAUAGGAAAGCACUUACAAGAACGGACCCAGACGUGCCUUUCACCAUCACACAUCUACAUAUCUGAACCUCAAAUCUGUUUAUUCCUAAAGAUACGGUAUAAAAGUGCCCGAUUCACACCGACAAUGGGAUGACUGGCUUUAAAUGAAUUCAGUGCAUUUUGCUCUUUGAAUUGGGAAGAACUUGAGGCCGCGCUGCCGUGAUCUGCUACAGCUGUGGGAUUCUUCAGCUAAAGAAAGCACACAAAGAAGCGUCAAAUAUUUAAUACAGAAUAACAGUGUUUUUAGUUGUACCAUUAAACCUGUUAAAAAAAAAAAAAAGAAAACAAGUCGUGAAGCUUGUAUGUAAUUUUAGCAAAAGCUGUGAUAUAUUUUUUUAUGUAUAAAAAAUUUACAGCAGUUGAAGCUCCAAAAAUGUAAUGUAUCUUUUCUCUUUGGAGUCAAAUCCAAGCUGCACAUUUUGCUUUUUAGAAUGAUUGUGCCUUUGAUUAAAUAUAGCAUUUUCAUUGCUGUUUGUAACUCAGUGUACAUAUACAUUCUGCUGUGGAUUCUGAUUUCCAGAACAAAUGAAUAUUUCUGAAAAGGAUGUAUAAAAUUCACUAUAAUUUACUUGUCAUUUCUAUUGAGCAGCUGCUCCUUUGAUAUAAAGAAAGCAAAAGGAAACAAAAACAAAAAAAAGCAGAAAUAGUGAACCAGAUGUUCUCCAGGAGACGCAGGGUGCCACAUCUACAAGUUUUCCCCCCACAUCUCUUAGAGUAGCUUUUCAAGUUCUGAAGCUGGAGAAAUGCACAGUUCAUCCACACGGGGGCAGCAGCAACACAAACCACGUCAAGCCU
Molecule: messenger RNA, 2903 nt
Organism: Silurus meridionalis
Lineage: Eukaryota; Metazoa; Chordata; Actinopteri; Siluriformes; Siluridae
Gene: sqlea
Product: squalene epoxidase a
Exons: 11
Coding region: 310-2022 (570 amino acids)
Biological process (GO): cholesterol metabolic process; sterol biosynthetic process
Cellular component (GO): membrane; endoplasmic reticulum
Molecular function (GO): flavin adenine dinucleotide binding; squalene monooxygenase activity
Source: RefSeq, a predicted model, not a curated record